This is a messenger RNA of Ostrinia furnacalis (Asian corn borer), 1340 nucleotides long. RefSeq names its product BRISC and BRCA1-A complex member 2. Gene Ontology annotation, biological process: double-strand break repair. The record is from RefSeq and is a predicted model, not a curated record. Gene Ontology annotation, cellular component: BRISC complex; BRCA1-A complex. The transcript is spliced from 7 exons. Bases 148 to 1260 code for a protein of 370 amino acids. NCBI's taxonomy places the organism in Eukaryota, Metazoa, Arthropoda, Insecta, Lepidoptera, Crambidae.
AUUAUUUUUAUUCAAACUGUUAAAAAUCUGUCUCGUUGAGGUCGUAGCAAAAAAAUUCGUUUUUAUUUGUUCGAUCUUUCUAUAGUAGAGUGGCAUUUUUAGUUAAUUUAUAACAUCUCAUCAUUUGAAUUUUUAAUAGUUCGAAAGAUGUCUCAAGAAGUUUGUUUAGGUAUUCUAAAUGAAAUAUCACCUGCAUUUCGCCCGUACAUACAAUGUGUUUAUCAAGAUUUAAAACUCGGUUUGUGUAAAACCAAGGUAGACAUCGAAAGAAUAUCUGGUGGCUUAGACAGCGCGGAAAGUCAGUUUCGUUUGAUCUUGCCAUAUUGCUCCAAGAAAUUGAAAUGGGAAGUUAUUUUUGAUUCAACUGCACCUUGGUUUGCUCCUGACUUCAGAUUUGAUGAUGAAAGUUUCCUGAGUAAUGUUGAUGAAGAAUUCUUAGAAAGUAGACUGCCAAGUUUAUCAAACUGGAAAGAAAGUGAUCCCAGAGCAUUAAGCGAUGUUAUUUCAGAGAUGAUUAAUUUAUACAAAAUACACCAGAUCAAGAAGUUAAAUGAAGAUGAAAGUUCUAGAGCUUAUUUUGAAUACAGUGCCUUACUUGGAGAUGCACUGACUUCCGAAAAGGACAUAGAGGUGUGGGUCGGUGGACAUGUGGUUGAGUUCCUGAUAAAACUCAAUGUUGAUACAUCCCGGCUUCCUGAACUGUAUUAUGAAGGAACUGAUCAAAAUCCAGGUAUUGAUACUGCUCUCCUUUUAGUAAGGUACCCUAAUUCAACAAAUGCUGAAUUAAUUCUAUCACCAUUGCUCACUAAAUCACUUGGGAAUAUAUCAUUGCCAGUAAUGCAUCAGUCAGGAGUUCUUAUGGAUUAUGUCCCAAUGGUCACUGAACUACUCAAUAAUAAGAUACAAGAUGUGUUGAACAAUGAAAAACUUAAAAGAGAACUGCUUGCUCAACUCAUUGUAAAAUAUGAAGGAGCUGUGCUUGAGCAUGAUGCAAAUAAUGCAGCAUUCCUGUUUGAGAUGAAUGAUUUUCAUUGGAUUUUACAAAUUGAUUUAGGUGUGAAAUUUCCUGAAAAGCCUCCAAUACUCACUCUGAGGUCUGUUUAUCAUAGUAUCAAAGGAAAACCAAAAUUCAAAGUUUUACCAGCAUGUCCUUACAAAAACUUUGAGGGCUACAUUGAACAACAAGUGGUAAUUUUCAAAAAUGAGUGCCAAGGACACAAUUUAUCAAAUAACCAGCUAGUGAACUUGGAUAAUAAUUAAAUUAGAUAAUAAUAAUAAUGUACUUACCUCUACUUAUAAGUGACAUAAGUUUAAGAAUUAAAACAUCAUAAUUAAUUUAA